UUUUUGUUGUUAAUCAUUGUGAUGAGCUUUGUUAAAAUUGGGUUGAAAACUGUUAAUCUUUCUUCAUUUUUCACUGUUCUAACUUCUGUUCUUAUUAAAAAAUUUGCAAUUGGUGAUUUUUUGAUUUAUUAUAUGCUUCAUGUUUUCAUUGUUCUGUUCUUAUGAAGAAAAAAUUUGCAAUUAGUGAUUGUAUGAUUCAUGUUUUGAUUGUUCUGUUAUAUAAAAAAAAUUAUGUUUUCAUUGUUUUGUUCAUUGUUUGGUUGCACUGUCCCUGUUCUUGAUAUCUGCUGACUUGCUACCCCUCCUCCGUGUUGGAUUUUUUUUUUGUUUCAGGCUUUGUUGUGUUUUUGUUUCAGCCUCUGUUGUGUGUUUGUUUCAGGCUCUGUUGUGUUUAUUGUGCAACACUAUCAUUUUUUGUUUUACCUUUUGACUUAGCUACAUUAAGACAAUAUUCUCUAUCUUUAACUUGUGCAUUGUAAUUCAAUCUAGCUAUUUUUAUUAGAAGUAUAAUUAUGUUAAUUGUCAACAAAUUUGCAGCAAGUCAUUGCAUAUUUUGGUGAUUAAUUACAUUUAGUUGGUGAUAUUUUAUGUAGGGUUUUAAAUUUCAAAGAUAUUUAGGAUGUUUAUUUAUAAUUUAUUUAUUAUUUUAUUAUGGAUUGAUUUUUCCGGUUGAACCACAGUUAGACCGGUUGGACCACUAAACCAGUGAACCAGUGACGAGCGGUUUGAUGAUCAUUCCGGUUUUCAGAACCUUGGUUAUUUUAUAGUGUGGUUUCUCUUAUUUCGCAGACAAUACUUGUAUAAUUGCUUUGUUUCACUGUUGUAUAAUUUUUGACAGUUAAAUAGUCUCUGUUUAUGAAAUUAUUAGUGAACGUUUAAAACGGUAAAUUUUUUUUAUAAUAUUUAAAAGAGUAAAUAUUAAUUUUUUUGUCCAUAAAAAAACCCAUGAAUUUUUAGGUACUACCCGUACCAUAAUUAUAAAAGGCUUAAAAGCCGAAAAAUUAAAAAACCUAACCCUAAUUCCUAGUUCUAGCAGAAUCAGAAACCCCCGGUAGCCACCCACAAACUCACCCUCUUCUCUGAGCUCUCAACUCUCCCUCGCUCCUCAGUAGAUGUUUUUAUAUCAUUCUUUUUAAUAUUGUGCCUGUCAGCUUGUUGAAUAUCAUGUAGAAUAGACGAGGAUGAGUCGUGAUAGCCAAAAUGAAAUAGUGCACAUAAGAAAGUUUAUUAUUUAAUCCUUGGAACUUAGGGUUUGGAAAUCAGAUGAAUGGGAGGAUCAAGGGUCCAACACUGCGAAAUUUCGAAUUGAAGGCUUGAAGGGAUUUAUGCAGAUUCAGGAAAGAGAAAUAUAGGGAAGCACAACUGCACAAGUUCCUUUCUUCUUCAUAGCUCACAGCCGCCGCUCCUGCAACUUCUUGUUUACACGCGCUGCCGCCAACUCCAUUGUCAAACCACUGGAAUCAAAAGUCCCCUUUAAAACCCCACUCCAAAGAUGCAGCACGAUGAGGUUAUAUGGCACGUUAUCAGGCACAACCAUUGUAGUUUCAUGGCCAAAAUUACGACGGGGAAUUUUUGUAGAAACCCUUACAAUGUUACUGGACUUUGCAAUCGAAGCUCGUGCCCCUUAGCUAACAGUCGCUAUGCUACUAUACGAGAGGAAAAUGAUGUAUUGGCCUAAGCUUCUUAUACACAAAACAAAGCAACGAUUGACCAAAAUGACCCAGAUGCGGAUACGCAUGAGGAAACUUGCGUUGAAGACAAGGGAGAAAAUAAUGACAACUCCGAGGAAGGAGAUAAAGAGAGAGGCUAGAAGACAAGAGAAGGCUGAAAAGGCAGCUUUGUUAGAAAAGUCUAUUGAGAAAGAGCUACUGGAGCGCCUUCAAAAAGGAGUUUAUCAACAAAGUGACAUUUACAAUUAUCCUAUUGAACAAUACAAUAAAGUUCUUGAUAUGGACAACCUUCAACCUGCUGAGGAAGAGGAGGAGGAAGCAGAGAUAGAGUAUGUGGAAGGUUAUGAUGAACUUGAAGAGGAAGAUGACAUGGAGGAUUUUGUUAAUUUUAGAAUUGAUGAUGCUGGUGGCGAUGACAAUGAUGAAAAUGCUGGAAGCUCUGAAGAUGAAGAGGCAGAAGCAGCUGCUCAGAGAAGGGUGAAACGGAAGAAUAAGUUAGCUUCAAUGAAAUCUGAGAAGGAUUCUGUUGAUCUUAAAUCAAAGAAGGCAAAGGUCCUUGUUGAGGUUGAGCGUGAUGAUGCCGAUGAAAGACAAAGGGAGGUAUCAGUACGGUAGUUGCACUUGGUGACUCGGCACUGGUCAUUGAUAGGAGAGGAAAGGAGAGGUGCGAUAGGAGAAACAAAAUUUUGGUUCAGUUUUAUUAGUUUGUUUUGUACCCAGACGAGAAGAAAGCACAGAAAUUCAUUUUUCUUUUUUAUUUUUAAUUUUAUUUCCAACUUUUGAAGGGCAGUGUUGUCAAAUUUCAUAACACGAGUCUAGGUUGGUUGGAAAUUGGAAUAGCAUGGAGCUUCAGCAUCUCAAUCCAAUGUUGGUCUCCGUUAUAUGACGGGGGAGUAAUGGUGUACUAAAAUCUUGGAUAACAUGUAACAUGGUGUUUGACUGUUUGCUAUAUUUAGAUCCGUUAAUACUAUGUACCAAAACAAAGCUGAGACUCCUUAAGGUAAGACAUGUUAUAUUUUACUAAUAUGAAUGAAUACAAACUCUCUUGGAAAAGUA
Molecule: messenger RNA, 2726 nt
Organism: Arachis duranensis
Lineage: Eukaryota; Viridiplantae; Streptophyta; Magnoliopsida; Fabales; Fabaceae
Biological process (GO): maturation of LSU-rRNA; maturation of 5.8S rRNA
Cellular component (GO): nucleolus; preribosome, large subunit precursor
Source: RefSeq, a predicted model, not a curated record